AUGGUCAAGUUGUCCAUUGCUGCCGCCGUCCUUUCGGCCACUGGUGCCUUUGCCGGCCCUCUAACUGGUCGCUUCGGCUGUGGUGCUCCUGAGCCCUCCGAGGAGCUCUUGGCCGCCGCCUCGAGCAUGGCCGUUGCCGAAGCCGAGAUGGCCGCCAGCGGUAGCAUGUCCAUCCAAGCCACCAUCGAGGUCGACGUGUACUUCCACGUCGUCUCGGCCGGCAGCUCCCUCAGCCAAGGUAAUGUUCCUGACAGCCAGCUCGCCCAGCAGCUCGUCGUCAUGAACAACGCCUAUGCCCCCUACGGCAUCCACUUCAACCUCCGUGGCACCGACCGCACUGUCAACUCCGCCUGGGCCCGCGACGGCGAUGAGAUUGCCAUGAAGCGCGCUCUUCGCAAGGGUACUUACUCGGCCCUCAACCUCUACUUCCAGCAGAACCUCGGCGGCGGCACCCUCGGUUACUGCUAUUUCCCCACCACCGUCAGUUCCGGAAGCACCGCCUACAUCCAGGACGGCUGCAGCAUCCUGUACAGCACCGUCCCCGGUGGCACUUCCACCGGCUUCGACCUCGGUCAAACCGUCACCCACGAGGUCGGCCACUGGUUCGGUCUCUUCCAUACCUUCCAGGGCGGCUGCACCGGCACCGGCGACUCCGUCGCUGACACCCCGGCCCAGUCCUCUCCCUCCUCCGGCUGCCCCGUCGGCCGCGAUUCGUGCCCCAACCAGGCUGGCGUCGAUCCCAUCCACAACUACAUGGACUACUCCGACGAUGCUUGCUACACUGAGUUCAGCGCUGGCCAGGCAACCCGCAUGGCUUCCAUGUGGAACACCUACCGCGCCGGUAAAUAA
Molecule: messenger RNA, 849 nt
Organism: Microdochium trichocladiopsis
Lineage: Eukaryota; Fungi; Ascomycota; Sordariomycetes; Xylariales; Microdochiaceae
Product: extracellular metalloprotease
Exons: 1
Coding region: 1-849 (282 amino acids)
Molecular function (GO): metallopeptidase activity
Source: RefSeq, a predicted model, not a curated record